This is a messenger RNA of Paramisgurnus dabryanus, 2112 nucleotides long. Its product is annotated as beta-1,3-galactosyl-O-glycosyl-glycoprotein beta-1,6-N-acetylglucosaminyltransferase 4-like. The record is from RefSeq and is a predicted model, not a curated record. Gene Ontology annotation, molecular function: acetylglucosaminyltransferase activity. NCBI's taxonomy places the organism in Eukaryota, Metazoa, Chordata, Actinopteri, Cypriniformes, Cobitidae. Gene Ontology annotation, cellular component: membrane.
GACCUCCGCAGGAUGCAGCCUUCGGAUUGAGAACUGCCACCCGCCAUAAAACAUAAAGAAAAAGAAGACUGUGAACCUCAGAACCUGCUCGUCUCUGAAGCUCUAUAUGCCUCUUUGAUUAACAAGUCAACGACUAUUGCAAGUAGCUGCAUAAGGUUUGUAUCCCUUGUUUUUACAGUGCUUGUGCAGAUUCCGGAAAAUAAAUUAUAUAAAUUAAACCCGUUUAAGACUCUCUGCUACAAAGACGGCCAAUUGGGGCAGCUACUGGCAGUUUCUAUUAUGGUGCUUAAAGGUCUGUGCGACAUUUGGAUAUUUAUUUCUUAUUAUUUUUUAGAUUUCUGUCAACAUUUAGUUUGUUUUUGUUAUUUGCGGAAGUUGAUGUAUUUUUCUUUCACUUCCCAUUUUUUGAAAGGCAAUAAUGCCACAACAAGAAGGUAAUAAGUUUCAAUUAUUAAACAUGUUAUAUAUAUAUAGCCAUUAAAGUUUACAGGUUACUGGAGCACAUUUUAUAUUUUUAAUGUGUUAAAUGUGUUUAAUAGGUAACACAUCACAUCAGGUUACAAAAGUCAAAAACAUUUUUUUAGGUUGAUUACGUGUUCACUCUGUAUUGUAUUUGUAUGCAGUCAUUAGACAACUUUUACAAGUAACAUGAGAUUAUGUUUCUUUUUUACAGAAUGAGAAGAUUGUGGCUUCAUCACAAACCAAUCACACUUUUUAUUGUAACACUGAUUGUACUUAUAUAUGUUUUUACAAUUGUGUUAUUAAAAAUUAAAGGUCCUACCUUCAGAUCAACAAGAGUGUUUGAUAGACAGCGACUAACAAUAAAAUAUGGGAUUGAUUGCUCAGCAAUAUAUGAUAUGGAACCGGUGGAAGUGGGAAAAUCUUUAGCCAUCCGUAAAAACAAAAGCUAUGUGGGACCAACUGACAUGAAUAUUGUGAAUGCCACCUCUGAUUGUGAUCGGUUUAUAGCGUCAAAGGGUUAUAAUGCGGUACAAGGCUCUGAAUUUGAACGUGAAUUUCCUCUUGCUUACUCUUUAGUCGUUCAUAAGAAUGCAGAUCUUGUGGAGAGGAUGCUAAGGGCCAUUUAUAUGCCACAUAAUGUUUAUUGCAUACAUUAUGACCUGAAGUCUUCAGAUGACUUUAUUUCAGCGAUGCAAGGUCUGGCCCGCUGCAUCCCUAACGUCUUCAUUGCCUCAAAACUGGAGAGGGUGCAGUAUGCAGGCAUCUCACGCCUCAAAGCAGAUCUUAAUUGUCUGUCUGAUCUCCUGGAGUCUGAGGUGAAGUGGAAGUAUGUCAUCAAUCUGUGUGGUCAGGACUUUCCACUGCGGACGAAUGCUGAACUGGUGUCAGAUCUAAAGAUGCUUAAAGGUAUGAACAUGGUGGAGACCAGACAGCCUGGUGGAAAGAAGUGGCGCUGGACUUUUCAUCAUGUUCUGAAAAAUAACACUGAAUACUACAACUCACCUUGGACUACCAGAAAGAAGAAAAAUCCACCACCUCAUAACAUAGAAAUGUUUGUGGGCAGUGCAUACUUUACACUCUCACGGGAAUUUGCACUUUUUGUUCAGUGGAGUUCUCUAGUCAGAGAUUUUUUAGCUUGGUCUGAGGACACAUACUCACCUGAUGAACAUUUUUGGGCAACUCUGGUUCGUGUGCCUGGAGUACCAGGAGAGGUGCCAAGAUCUUACCCUGAUAUCACAGAACUGACAAGUAAAACCCAUCUGGUGAAGUGGGUUGGUUUUGUAGAUAUUCUUUACCCACCAUGCACCGGAGUCUAUCAAAGGGAAGUGUGUAUUUAUGGUUCUGCUGAGCUCAGAUGGCUUCUUGACUAUGGUCACUGGUUUGCUAACAAAGUGGACCCAAAUGUGGAUCCUAUUCUUAUUGAAUGUUUAGAGAAGAAGCUUUUAGAAAGACAUCUGAUGUCAAACCAGCAGUAAAACUAUCAGAAUUUUUCUUUGUGACUUUUGGACAUCACUGUAUAAAACUUUGUCAUUCACAAACAUCCAAAUUCGUUAUAAGUGCAAUUACAUAAUAUUGUUAAUGUAAAGUUUAAUCCUAAAAUUAUAUUUGUAUUAUAAUAAUUAUAUAUUUUAUAUAGUUUUUAUUUAAUGU